This is a messenger RNA of Dalotia coriaria, 894 nucleotides long. Its product is annotated as chymotrypsin-like elastase family member 2A. Gene Ontology annotation, molecular function: serine-type endopeptidase activity. The transcript is spliced from 5 exons. NCBI's taxonomy places the organism in Eukaryota, Metazoa, Arthropoda, Insecta, Coleoptera, Staphylinidae. The record is from RefSeq and is a predicted model, not a curated record. Gene Ontology annotation, biological process: proteolysis. Bases 64 to 834 code for a protein of 256 amino acids.
AUGAAAUCGGGUAUAAAGGUAGCACACUGUAUUGUUGAUCAUCAGUAAAGUCACAAAUACAAAAUGGCGACAAUCAACUUGUUAAUUUUAUUGUGUUGCGCAGCAGUAUUUGUUUCUGCACAAAAUGCCGAUGUAGCAAAAGCUGGUGAAAGAAUUUGGGGUGGAGUGGAAGCAGACAGGGGACAAUUCAAAUGGCAAGUAGCCAUAGGAUCUAAAACGGAAGAUGGAUUUUACUCUCCCCUUUUCAGUGGUGCUCUUAUUAGCAAACAAUGGGUUUUGACAGAUGGCAGAGCGAUAUCUCCAGAUUACGAGUAUGACGUUAUUUUGGGCGCAACUCUCCUGUACGAUGACCAAGAUGGCAAAAUAAUAACUAAAUUUCAGAAAAUUGUACGUAGCUCCGAAUAUUCGAUUGCUUUAGGUAAACUAGUUGCACCAGUGCAGUUUACCGACUACCUUGGACCAAUCAGACUACCAAAAUCAACAGAUUUCCUUGCUGCAGGAACUCCAGUGUGGACAAGUGGAUGGGGUUGGACGAGUUAUAAGGAAGAACAUAUCAAUGAGCUCAUGUGUGUUGAUUUGAUUACGGAUAGUUGCAACAAUGGUAAUCUUCCUGAAUAUUUCGUGUGUACAGAUGGCAGUGAAGAAAAAUGUCCGUAUUAUGGCGGAGACGAAGGUACUGCACUUGUGCAGUACAUUAAUGGCGCUUGGACUCAUAUGGCUACACUGAGUUUUCUUCGCAGUAUUGGAUGUACUGAACCCGCUAUGUUCACACGUACUACAUAUCUUCUUGAUUUUAUUUACUCCCAUACUGGUCCAAUAUCCAACUACAAUUAAUGAUUCAUUCAUUAUUGUAAACAUUAAAUAAACAAUGAGUUUAUUGAGUUACCAAAAAAA